Molecule: messenger RNA, 450 nt
Organism: Paramecium sonneborni
Lineage: Eukaryota; Ciliophora; Oligohymenophorea; Peniculida; Parameciidae
Source: the annotation of a GenBank genome assembly
AUAUUCUCAUUGAACAUUGAUUAUUGAAAUUCUUAGUGAUAGGAAUUACUGUAUUCUAGCAGUCUCCUCGCUUAUGAUAGGUUCAUAUCAUUAUUAAUAGCCACUAAAAAUGGAUAAAUAUUAAUUACAUAUAGGUUAUUUCAUCCUCUACACAAAAGUAAGCUGACCAAUUCAACUAAUUUUUGGAAAAAUUUUAUGUAAAAACUCUGUGAUUCAAGAAUAUCAGAAGUUGAUGCAGAUUUCAUAUUUUUUGUUAGAUAGUUAUUAUAAACAAAAUUGAAUUCAAAGUAGGGACUUUUUUAUUUUUUGUUAUAACCCAAACAAUAAAACAAUAGGAACAAGAUGUUAUAUUAUUACCAUUUAAAUGGGAAGAGAAAUAUCUAUUUCAGCUUUCUUUACACAUUAAAUAUCUGUUUGGAUAAUUUAUCUAAUACUUUAUUUAAUUUUUGA